This is a messenger RNA of Olea europaea var. sylvestris, 1996 nucleotides long. RefSeq names its product MACPF domain-containing protein At1g14780-like. Bases 163 to 1767 code for a protein of 534 amino acids. Gene Ontology annotation, biological process: plant-type hypersensitive response; regulation of salicylic acid mediated signaling pathway. Gene Ontology annotation, cellular component: plasma membrane. The transcript is spliced from 7 exons. The record is from RefSeq and is a predicted model, not a curated record. NCBI's taxonomy places the organism in Eukaryota, Viridiplantae, Streptophyta, Magnoliopsida, Lamiales, Oleaceae.
GCAUAUAAUACACACAUUUUCAAACAAAAAACAAGAAAAGAAUGAAAAUUCCUACCGAUUUCUCUCUUCAAAUUCAAUUUCCCAUUCUACUCUUUUAACCAGACCAAUAUGCUCAAUAUUUUCAUUCAAGCUGCCCAAAUAAAACAAAUUUAAGUCUGAGGAAUGAGUAGCGAAGGAAUUGUGCAGCGGGCUCUUAGCAGCCUUGGAAAAGGAAUUGAUUUAACCUCCGAUUUUCGACUCAAAUAUUGUAAAGGGGAGAAUAGACUCGUUUUGCUUAAUGAAACGAAUACAAGAGAGCUUUCAGUUCCGGGUUAUGGAACAUUCAAAGACGUUUCUAUUGACAUCAAAUGCGAUAAAGGUGACCGCACGCGAUACCAAUCCGAUAUCCUCGAUUUCAAUCAGAUGUCAGAAUUCUUCAACCAGAAAUGUUCAGUGCCUGGGAAAAUUCCGUCGGGUUUGUUCAAUUCAUCGUUUGGUUUUCAGAGUGGAUCAUGGACUAUAGAUGCAGCAAACACAAAGUAUUUAGGGCUUGAUGGCUAUUUCAUUGUGCUUUUCAAUGUUCAUAUUGAUCGAUUUCCUCUUAUUCUGGCUGACCAUGUACGAAACGCUGUUCCUUCUACUUGGGAUCCAUCUGCUCUUGCCAGACUUUAUUUAAACUUGAUACAGGAACUUAAACAUAAAUUAAAACUUGAUUAUUCAAUUGUAGCUAGGGAAAAAGCUAAUGGUAUCACUGUUAUAUGUUCAAAGCGGGGUGGAGACUUGUCGACCACUACACAUUGUGAAUGGCUUCCAACUGUUCCGUCGAUGCCUGAUGCAAUUCACUUUAACUUCAUUCCUAUCACUUCUCUACUUAGAGGAGUUCCAGGCAAAGGGUUCUUAUCACAUGCCAUCAAUCUUUAUCUUCGUUAUAAGCCUCCUAUAUCUGAUUUACAGUACUUCCUGGAUUUCCAAGCUCACAGGAUUUGGGCUCCAAUUCACAAUGACCUCCCACUGGGCCCAACUAGAAGCAGAACCAUGCAAACACCUACUCUACAUUUCAAUUUGAUGGGCCCUAAACUGUAUGUAAAUACUACUCAGGUCACAGUUGGAAAAAGACCGGUUACUGGUAUGCGAUUGUACCUUGAGGGCAAGAAAUCCAACAGGUUAGCAAUACACCUCCAGCACUUACUGAACUCUCCAGUUCUGCUCCAAGACAAGCUAAGUGAUGCUCUAACUUGGCGUGGAUCAGAAGAAAUAUCGGAUGAUCGUUACAUUGAAGCUAUUCAGUGGAAAAAGUUUUCACACGUAUGCACAGUCCCCAUAAAAUACGAUCCAAGAUGGGCAACUGGUGAAGACAAUGCUGCGUUCAUCGUCACUGGUGCUCAACUUUACGUAAAGAAGCAUGACACAAAGAGUGUUUUGCAUCUGAGGCUCUUAUACUCUAAAGUAUCAGAUUUCUUUGUUGUGCAAUCUAACUGGAUGCAGUGGGCAUCAGAACAUAAUUCCAUAAAGUCUGGCUUCUUUUCAUCUAUAAGUACUUCAAUAACAGGAAACGUAGAGAAGGAGAAGGCACAACCAGUCAUCGUGGAUUCCGGGGUGUAUCCAACAGGGCCACCAGUGCCCGUGCAAACGCAGAAGCUCUUGAAAUUUGUGGAUACAUCACAAAUGUGUAGAGGGCCACUGGACAAUCCCGGACAUUGGUUAGUGACUGGCGCAAAACUAGACUUGGAAAAGGGAAAAGUAUGCCUGCGCGUAAAAUUCUCCUUAUUGAACAUAUGUUCACGAUAAAGAAGACAUUGAAUUAGGAAAGAUAUUGCCAGAAAAUCGACUCACCAGAAGAGAUGUUCGAGUUGAAAUUGAUCACUAUAUUUAAAAUGUUUUUAACAGAUUAGUCCUGUGAGUUCAGGGGAUACUCUCCAAUAUAUGUUAAAUGUUUUCUGUAAAUAGGAGGAAAUAUUGUCCAGUAUGAAUUCCAUAUCCUUGAUUCUUUAUUUAUUUGGUUUCAUUUUAUUAGCUA